Messenger RNA from Microthlaspi erraticum, 687 nucleotides. The record is from the annotation of a GenBank genome assembly. Lineage: Eukaryota; Viridiplantae; Streptophyta; Magnoliopsida; Brassicales; Brassicaceae.
AUGAACAACACAGCAAACAACAACCAUUAUGCCCUCGAUGGCCCGCCACCACAAAUGUGCAUCUCCACUCAGAUAGUGGACUGCCAACUCAACCUGGUACUAAACCAGAAAUCUGAUAGACUGGAAAUUCCGCUCCAAUCUCUGACGCCACUCAUCUGCCGCCUCUGGGCUAACUCCGCCCUCAAACCUACGGCUGAACAAAUCCCGCAGCCCUCUGCUGCACCUCUGCCACUGGAGGUACUCCCGGAGCCCCUUGUGGAACCACUGGCGGAAAACGAGCCAAUAACUGCGUCAGCAAACCCACCACUAAGUCAUCAAGACCCUGAGCCAGAGCACCACCCCAACCCGGAGCAGCCUCCGCUCCCAAACCAACCCUCGCAUCCACACUGGCCUCACUCGCCACGGAUACCGACUGGGUCACCGACGCAAUCGCCACACUCGGCACCACACUCUCUCCCGAAUCCGCCGAAGUCCACAAUCUCGGCCCCGACCUCCACGGCCUCAAGCACCGCGCCCUCUCGCGCCACAACCUCUAGCUACUCAGUCCAUCUCACUCAUGGAACCGAAAAGAGCACACUAGAACACGCAACCAAAACUCAAAACAAACAUAAACUCACCGCGGAAUCUCUUGUAGCUGAAGGGGAUGAUACUAAGCCUAGCAAUUCUAACAGUCCUAAAACCGUCUAG